This is a messenger RNA of Colletotrichum costaricense, 447 nucleotides long. RefSeq names its product tannase and feruloyl esterase. Bases 1 to 447 code for a protein of 148 amino acids. The transcript has 2 exons. NCBI's taxonomy places the organism in Eukaryota, Fungi, Ascomycota, Sordariomycetes, Glomerellales, Glomerellaceae. The record is from RefSeq and is a predicted model, not a curated record.
AUGACCCUCCGUCCGGAGAACUACACCGUUGUUUCUGGUCUCAACCACUUCAACAUCGAUACCUGGGAUGGUGAUUUAUCGGCUUUCCAGAACCGCGGUGGCAAGCUUCUCCACUGGCACGGUUUAGCCGAUGGCGUUCUGUCGAAGGCUCUUGAUGAAUUCUACCGAUUUUUCCGUAUCUCUGGCAUGUCCCACUGCGGCAGCGGUAAUGGGGCGACCUUUAUCAGCCACCAGUCAGCAAGCACUGCCAGUCUGGCGCUGGAGGAAAACGUGCUGAUGGCGAUGGUUCGAUGGGUUGAGAGCGAAGUGGCUCCAGAAACCAUCAUGGGGACCCGAUACAAGAAUGGCACCAGUGACAGUGGUGUUGAUUUCAAACAUAGACAUUGCAGGUGGCCAUACCACAACGUGUACCAAGGCGUUGGCGACUACAAAGAUCCUGAUACUUAG